Molecule: messenger RNA, 402 nt
Organism: Ostreobium quekettii
Lineage: Eukaryota; Viridiplantae; Chlorophyta; Ulvophyceae; Bryopsidales; Ostreobiaceae
Source: the annotation of a GenBank genome assembly
AUGGCGGGCGCCCCCUGGGACGCCUCUCUGCAGCACCUCGUGGAAAGCGACGUCCUGGACGGCUACGCUCUUCUCACGAUCGUCGGCCAGUGCGAGAAGGCUGUGGGGUGCCUGGACGACGAGUUCACUUCCCAGGAGCCUCUGCCGCUCUCCUCCGGCCAAUUCUUUGAGCCCUUUGCCGGCCUCGAUCGGGGCCCUUCGUCUUUCCAGCUUUGCGGUCGAAAGUUAAUGGUUUUCAGCAAGUCGGAGACCAGCCUGUAUGCAGUUUCAAACCGCUCGGACGUCUACCUCUGUGUCUGCAGUCUUCCUCAGGGCGUGCUGCUGGCCGUUUUUCGACGUCCGCACUUCCCCCAAACGGUCAUUCCCAUGAUAGAAAAAAUAUGCGACAAAUUGCGGAGAUGA